CAACACAUUCGUUCACUCUGGUGGAGUAAAGUGACAUUGAAAGGGUGCCUCAACGUGGCAUCCUAGAGAAAGACCCCUCUAUUUACCAACAGCCGUCACCACACUCUACCGUCCUGGCCCACGUAGUACCCUCCGAAACGUCCCUACCUCGACUAAUAAAUGACCAGCAUAGGCGCCAGAGAAUUAAAACAAGUGAAAGACACGGAUCGUUAUCCGAACGUGGAGAGAAAAACAACGAAUCAUUUUUGGAAUCAUAUGAAGGAAAAGCGCACGAAUCGUCGUCGCAGUUGCCUUCUCAAUGCAUACCCUUUGUGCUCGGGGAACGAUGAAACCAGAGAUUAGCGCCGCGGUCGGGUUUCUGUCGAGAUUUCUGCGGAUAAAAGGACACGUAAAUGACAGACAGCUUCAAUCAUUCAGCGCAAGUUUACAGGAUAUUUUGUCAGAGCAAUACAAGCACCACUGGUUCCCCGACAGGCCCUGCAAGGGCUCAGGCUACCGCUGCAUCCGCAUCAACCACAAGAUGGAUCCCCUGGUGGGGCAGGCAGGCCAGCGCAUCGGCCUGACCAUCAAUCAGCUCUACCUGCUGCUGCCUAGUGAGCUCACCCUCUGGGUGGACCCCUUCGAGGUGUCCUACCGCAUCGGCGAAGACGGCUCCAUCUGCGUGCUCUACGAGUCCCAGCCGGUGGCCCCGGCGCCGUCGGGAGGCAGUGCGGUCACCUCGACCCCCAUGGUGGACAGUCACAUCAGCUGCAAGGAGGCGGCAGGGAUGUUGGGCAGGACCAGCCCUUCCAAAGCCUACAACAUGAUGACUAUGUCCAGCUAAGGGCUGCCACCCGCCACGUCGGGUCGUGGGUUUCGCCCUAGUUGGUCGAUGGCGAACCUUUUUAAAGCUAAAAAGAAAUUAAAUGAAAAAGAUAAAAAAAAUGAGGAGAAAAGGCAGAGGAUGUGGCCUAUCGUCCAGGUGAAACCUUGUAGGUUUGAUAUUUCUUUUCUCCUUCCUCGCUCCAUAGUCUGUUAUGUUGUGUUGUGGGAUCUACCGGAGGCUUUGUUUUUUUUCCCCGCGGGGGGGGGGCUGUGUGGAGCGUGGAGCUGUUGGGGGCAGCUAAAACAAACCAAGAAACCGGAUCAGAGAAACAGCGCAGAGAAGGGGCUGCUUUUUGUUUUCGUUUUGUUUUUACACCGGUCUAUCAAUGUUGACUUUGCACUUUCUUCUCCACGUGGUUACAAUGGGUACCAUGUCACCACCACCCCCACCACCCUCUCAAAAGCUUCAAGGAACUGCUGUCAAGAACCAUACCGUUGAAUUUCAGCCUUUUAUCUACUUCCUGUUGUUAUUGGGUAUACUUCCUGUCUAGGAAGGAAGGUAAGGGGCUGAGGUCCGGACUGUGCCUGUUUCUAGGUCAGUCUCUGGGGAAACGCUCUAAGUAAUUUUCUUCUGAAUCCCAGUUUUUGGACCAUAGGGUAUUUCUUUACCCCCAGAGGCUGCCCCAUAUACCAGCGUCGAGCUUCAGGAAGCCCCUCCCCUCCAUAUGGAAGUGCAGUGGAAUGCGCUGUGACACCUGUUGCUAAGGACAGUAGUGUGUCACAGUGCACCCCACCAACACCCCCAACCAUGUAUGUGUAGCUUUCUGGGGAGGGCUGGGUAUUUGUCCCCUCCCCUUCGAUCAAUGUUGGUUUGAAAUUCACAAUCAAGGUCUCGUUUUGUUUAUAUCCCUCCAUUCCCACCCUGACCUUUGGCCCUCACCAAAUUCAAAGUGUAGCAUAGGUGGCACUAUAUUGUCACCGAAAUCUGGAUCAUUUGUUUUGGUUGUUGUGGCCCUGUCAGAAGAAAUGACAUUGAAUGCACUUUUGACAUUUAGAUUGUGUGGGAUGUGUACUUCUAGAGAAAACCAUCUUCAUUCCAUUUGUUCCAAUGUCAUCUUUCAUGAGCUCCUUUUCUUUUGUAAAUGACUCACAGCUCUUACGUCAGGCUAGACCCCACUCUAUAGAAUUGGGGAGAGUAACUCUGAAGGUUUUAAAAAGAUUUCACACUGUAAGCAUUUCAUUCAGAUCCGUUGAGGUGUUGGUAGGGAGGUGCGGUUUGGCGUCGUGACAGGUUAGGCGUCUGUUGUCCGUUUGUAAGGCACUUUUCUCGGAAGCCCCCCCCCCAACACACACACACACACACACACACACACACACAGAUGGCAAUUUGAGACACUUAUAGAACUCUGAUAGAUCUCUCUGCAGCUGUCGAGGGGUGUGUGAGUGUAGCCAAAGGGAAGUCAGUACGCCCCUGCCUGACUGGGUCCAAGGCUUUCAACACCUCCUUUCUUCUGUCUCUCAGUUUGGAUGAGGGGUGCGUUGCCUAACGUAGGACUUCAAUGUUACACCUAUGAGCCAUUCUCUGGAGAACCGAGAGAGAACCAGCAUAAUGUUAGCCAGCCUGGUUCGAGGUGCUGCUGGACCCUCUCUGGAGGUGUGCCUGUCAGGGCAGACAGACACAAGAAGCCCCUCUUGUGCCACAUAAUACCCACAGCCAGCUAACCAACCAGCCAACCCCCUCCCCCUAAUAGCAGUAUGGAGAUAGCAGUAACACAUAUCACCUUUCCUCGCCCCAGGGGAGGGAAUGAGGUGGUGCGGGGGCCAGAGCCGGAUACUCUCGUCCAGGGCAGCUACAAUCCCUCCGGCCCCCUCUAAACUAACCUCCACCCAACCAACCCUCUCUUGGCGGUGGAGAGCAAAGCCAGCACAUGCACUCAGCGCACUCCGUCUGCACUGGGAGCCCACAUAGAGACAGGCAACAAAGAGGAGACAAAGGAUAGGAAGUGACGGUACACAGUCCAAAUUUCUUUGUUUCUUAGGCUGAGCACUGAACUAGUUUACAUGAGUGCAAUAGGACGAUGGUGGUGUCAGUCCUCCUGUAGCUCACUCCUGGUUGGUCACGCUGCAGACAGACAGACGAUGUGACAGGCUGUGGGGUUUCGGGGCUUUUAGCCGCUAAGCUGGCCAGGCUGGGCACCAGCCCAUCAGACCUACAUGUGCUUCUUUAAGCUCCCUAAGCACAGAGGAUCAUGGGUAAAUGAUCUGUGGUUGUUGAUGCACUGCCCACCCUAUCCUCCCUCAUCCACUCCCCUCCUCCUCACUGUCCCCCCUCUCUCCAUUUCUCCUGGUGCUCCUUCAGCAAUCUGUGGAAAAAGCAGUGUCUCCACAUGAGCCAGAUGGACAUGUCUGAGAGAGUAGCCCAGAGCUUUGUUGUUGUGGUUGAAAACCAGCGUUUUAAAAACCUUGCAGCUCCUCUAUUGCUUCGAUUAUGCCAGCUAUCGAUGUUGUUAUGAGAUUGGUCUGUGUUUCAGACGUAGCAAGUUGUCCCUCUUUUUGCUAUAUGUAUUUUAAAGUCACAGAGGUAGCAUCUCAUCCCCCCCUCCCUUUCGCCCUAGUCUGAUCAUCUAUCCCGAUCAUCUAUUUGACUUCAUUUUUAGACCUACCAAAAAGGAAACGAAGCCGAAAUUGUUUGAUCUCUUUCUCGACAGUAACACCACCACCAAAACAAUUGGAUUUAGUCCACAAUAUCAGAUCUGUAAAUGCAUCCAUUCAGCCUUUGCGCACAGAGGUUUCAGAAACGUUGUGAAAAGUGUUUUUGAAUAGUCGGAGGUAAUAGCACAUAAAAUGCACUAAAUAUGUCAAGUUGAAGUUGUGACGUUUUUGAGACGCGAGGAGUCUCUUCUGGAAUGUAUUACCAAACUCAGGCCUCGGACAUUCAAUAAAACACUUCUGGAAAAGCUGUGCAUGUUAAGACGUGAAACGGGAAGGGAAUAGUUGUCACUGAUUCAUCAAUGAUUUUUGAAUUAUUGCCACUUUCACAUUUAGGGUGUUUUACAUAUUCUAGAAUCUAUUGCUAUUGUACUCCAUAUGGUAGAAUACAUGCAUAACAUUACACAAUGGGAAGUGCCAAUCAUUUGUUUUGAGGUGUUUAGAUGUAUUUCUUUUGCGUUUCCUAGUUUUAACACUGAUAACUAUUUUCGUAAGUGAAGCCAUUUGAGAUGGGAGUGUUGGCAAGGACCAAUCUGUUUUGGUAAAAGAAAUAUCAGUUUCCAUGCCCUGUACUGAUAGACUUAUCCUUUGUUUUUUUUUAACUUACAAAACAAAAAAAACGUUUAAAAAAUCUGAGCGUACCCAAGAAGAAAAGCUGUCUACUCUACCUUGUGAUUUCAUGUCAGUACAUCUUUAUUGUGUUCAUUUUCUUUUCCUUGGGUAUGUUGUGAUGAACUGCUGUAAAUUUGUACAGUUCAUGUAAAUUGAUUGUGCGAAAGUUGUACAGAUUUCUAUAUUUUGGAAGAAAAGUUGUUUUUCUUCUCUGUAAUAAAAUAUUUCCUAUCUUGGCAACAUA
Oncorhynchus tshawytscha (Chinook salmon) is the source of this 4369-nucleotide messenger RNA. RefSeq names its product protein BTG1. Gene Ontology annotation, biological process: negative regulation of mitotic cell cycle; negative regulation of cell population proliferation. The record is from RefSeq and is a predicted model, not a curated record. NCBI's taxonomy places the organism in Eukaryota, Metazoa, Chordata, Actinopteri, Salmoniformes, Salmonidae. The transcript is spliced from 2 exons. The coding region runs from base 299 to 823 and encodes 174 amino acids. Gene Ontology annotation, cellular component: nucleus; cytoplasm.